Molecule: messenger RNA, 709 nt
Organism: Phaedon cochleariae (mustard beetle)
Lineage: Eukaryota; Metazoa; Arthropoda; Insecta; Coleoptera; Chrysomelidae
Source: the annotation of a GenBank genome assembly
GACAGACUCGACAGUGACAGAUACUUUUGAUAGCUAUUUAAUAAGAUUUAAACUUUGUUGAAGAAGUUGAAACUUGAAAUGAAUUAAAAAAAUAAAUAUAGUGAUUGUAAAUAACUGAACUUGAAUUUAAGUUAUUAUCCUGAUUCAUACGAGGCAUUGAUCUUCUAGAAGGACCAAAAUGAGUGAUCUAGAUUCUGAGCACUCAGAGGCUACCCCCUGUGAAAUGACUCCUCAGGAAACUGAGAAACAGGAGGAGGCCAAACUGAGGGCAAAAUACACAACCCCCACAGUGCCUGGUGGUGUACCAGGACGAAUGGCCAGUGGACACUCAGCCUUCCUGCAGAAACGCCUUGCUAAAGGACAGAAGUUCUUUGAUUCUGGAGACUAUCAGAUGGCUAAGCAAAAAUUUGCAGCACCUUCUAAGCCAGGCUUGCAGCUGCCUGGCCCAAGUCCUUUUGUUGUCACUGGGGAUGCUAUUCCCACCCCUGAGACUGUUCCUCUUAGAAAGACUUCUUUAGUGCAGCCUUCAAAGUUUUCUAAUGUUAAUUAAGUUGUUGGAGAGUGUGAGAGAUGUUUGAACUUUUUGGUUAUUUUGAUAAUAAAAUAGUGGAGUUAAAUCUUCAUUACUGGGAACAUUCAUUGCCUAUUACUUGUAUGAUAAUUACUUCUGAAAGAUACAAAUAAAUAGUUUUGAGAUUCUCUGAAUAUU